GUGUCCCUCUCUUUUCUUAUGCUCUCUUGACUCCUGUUUUGUAGUACUGUGUUUCUACUGUGUUAUAGUUUGUCACGCGCGCGCGUGCAAUUACGAUGCUAACGCGCGUCACGAAAGGUUACCAUAGAGACCCACCCGAACGCUUGCUCUCUAUUGGUGCGGGUCGUCUAAAAAUGGCGGACGCGCCGCCAAACUGCGCUCCUUCUCUGCCUGCUAUCACAAAAGGAUCAGCAACCAAGGUUACAAAAGGCAGAAAGAAAAAAGAAUUCGAUGCUGUUGAGUUCUGGUCUAGGCCAAGAUUGGCGAGAACCGGUCUUAAAGCGAUUAAAGGCAACGAGUUUAAGCUGCCCCUGAUUGACCCAAGCAAGGGCAACACCAACCCCCAGGGGCAAACCGACAAGAAGGCUUCUACCAAGGAUCAAAAGAAGCCAGUGCCGCCCAAGGCACCCAAUGCAAGGAAUGUAAGGCGACCAUUUCCUGCAAAGAAGCUCUCAACGUGUGAGGCGCAACAAGGAGCAACAUCGGGAGUCAGCAAGGAUGUGGCCCCCGAUAUCAAGCGAAAGACCGGACAAGACGCCGGACAAGCUGCGCAUCCCAAGAAGGCAGUGUCACCCAGUGCCGCGGUCCCGGUGUCUAAGAUUCCUCGCAGGAGUCCUCUUCCCGCCAUAGCAAAAGGGAAGUCUGCAAUCACGGAGAAUGGCGCUGCAGUCGCCCAGCAGCAUGGGAACCCUGUGGCUGUCAUGGAGGUCGCGGUGCAAGAGAAUACCAAGAUCCCUGUACCGCUGCGUGUGUUGACGCCCCCCGCGAAGGUGACUGCUUGGGUCCCCUCCCUGUGUGGGGAAGUGCGUCGAGUCGACACGCCAAGCAAGUCCGGAAAACUUGCCGCAAAAAUGAAGGAGGUCAACAUUCUUCCAAACAAGCUCGCCCCAAACAAGCAUUCCGUUGAACAGUCCGGUGCCGUAGUGUCCGGUACCGUAUUGUCCGGUACCGUUGUGUCCGGUGCCAAGGCGGAGAUCCAUUCCCCCGCCACUCAAGAGAUUCUUGCCGAUAUCGAGAAAGUCUAUGUGCACCUGCGCCGCCUACGCGAUGCCACUUCAGCGGAGGCAUCCUUCAGCAACACCGAUGUCACAUUACCUGACCUGUCCGAUAAGGGCGUCACCCGGGCCACCCCGUCCGCCUAUGUCCACCACCUGUCCGACCUCAUGAUGGCGUUCACGGACGACAUCGAGAGAGACUUCAAGGCAGCCCAGUCGGACGGUCGCGCGAUGGUCCGAUGGCUUCAGCAGGACGCAAAGAUCGUCAAGGCAAACUUGGAGGAUGAAGUCUCCAAGAGAGAUGCCGAGGUCAAAUCACUCAAGGACAAAAUCAAGGAGCUCCAGGCCUCCUCCGCCGAAGCCGAUGAAAGGCACCAGUCUCUCCAAGCCGCAAUCUCUGAGCUGACAGCAAAGGUUGAGCAGACUCAUUGUGAGAAAGAUGACGUCAUGGUUGACCUGAAGUGUUGUCAAGACGACAGUGACGCAAAGACCAGAGAGAUUGUCAACCUGAGACGGGACCUGAAGCGAAAGGAAAUGGCGCAGAAAGAGCUCAAGAACGAAAACAAUGUCACGUGGUUGCAGUACGACUUCAUGAUGAUUGACAAUGAGGCCUUGAAGAAAGAGGUGACGAGGCUUGAGGAACUCAACACAGAGUCCGAGGCGAGAAACAAAGAAAUGGAACUAUCUGUCGAGCUUCUGCAACGACAGUUAGCCGAGCAGACGAAAUCAACCGAGGACCGUCCAAAAGGUGACGGCGAGAACAUUGUGGAAAACGCCGAAGCCAAUACCACCAUCGCCGCUACUUCUGCUGAGGAAAAGGCCAACGAAGACCUUAAGAUCAAGUGUCUCGAGCAAGCACUCCUGGAGCGAAACGAAUCCAUCGCUGAGCUGGAGAAAAACAUUGAGCAGAUGAGGACUGAACGAGACAGCGCGAUUCUCCAGAGCCAGGGAGAGCAACUCGAGAACCUCCAAAAUGCUAAGAGGAUCAAGAAACUCGAAGAAGACUUGAAGAAGAAGACUUGUGAUGGGGUACAUGUGCACCGGAAAGCUGUCGCUGCGACCGUGGAAGAACCUCGAGGGAAGAGCCUCCGAGACGGCGGAUCCAACAGCUGUGAGCGCCUACUGAAGGAGGCUCAAGUUAUGGCUGAUGCUCUCCGGAAAACGGACGGUCUAGAUAGCGAAAAAGAUCUAAAGAAACAGCUAAGCCUUAAAGUGAAUCGUACUCCUUCCACCAUCAAAGAGGAGGAAGGUGCAGAGGCAAAAUUUGACUCUAAAGACAACGAACAAGUCCCCGCCGACCCCGUCCUAGAGCAAGAACGCCAGCGUAUUGUGAGUUCCGCUGUGCGCCGCCUUAACGGCAAACCAUCAGCCGCCAAACGACGAAGGCGACGCCGGAAACACGUGGAUCUAGAAGCUGAGGUCAGCGGUCUACGGCAAGAGGUCGAGGAAAACGCGGAUGAGUCAGCAUUCGGCAAAACGACGAGGAACGUCCCGGCUUACAAGCGUCACGUGCCAUCCAAGGGAGCCGUGCAGAUGACUGGCAUCCAAGAGGGCGAAGAAGACGAGAAAACAAAACACGACGCCAAGACCGAGACUCCCAUGGAAGACGUCCCGGUCGAGCGAGAAACGCCUGGGACAUCAGCACCGGGAGUGACGUCAUCAAAGGAGCAGAGCACCAGAAGCCCAUCCGACUCUCGCUUUGGUAGGUUCAGCUCCAAGAAGCUUCUGAUGAUGUUCAAGCCCCGCAAGAGCAAGGGGGACUGAAUAUCAUGUUGGGGGUAGGGGAAGGGGAUUUUAAACAUAUUUUACUUACGACCGAACAACUAAGAAAACGCCUGAAACAUGUUGAUCAAGAGGCUGCGAUCAGUUGUUUUACGGCAAAGUCGGGGAAACAUGAAUGAAUCAGCAUUACGUGAACGGAGUGAAUCAUACUCCUUCCACCAUCAAAGAGGAGGAAGGUGCAGAGGCAAAAUCUGACUCUAAAGACAACGAACAAGUCCCCGCCGACCCCGUCCUAGAGCAAGAACGCCAGCGUAUGGUGAGUUCCGCUGUGCGCCGCCUUAACGGCAAACCAUCAGCCGCCAAACGACGAAGGCGACGCCGGAAACACGUGGAUCUAGAAGCUGAGGUCAGCGGUCUACGGCAAGAGGUCGAGGAAAACGCGGACGAGUCAGCAUUCGGCAAAACGACGAGGAACGUCCCGGCUUACAAGCGUCACGUGCCAUCCAAGGGAGCCGUACAGAUGACUGGCAUCCAAGAGGGCGAAGAAGAC
Messenger RNA from Nematostella vectensis (starlet sea anemone), 3306 nucleotides. RefSeq lists its product as uncharacterized. The transcript is spliced from 11 exons. NCBI's taxonomy places the organism in Eukaryota, Metazoa, Cnidaria, Anthozoa, Actiniaria, Edwardsiidae. The coding region runs from base 96 to 2798 and encodes 900 amino acids. The record is from RefSeq and is a predicted model, not a curated record.